UGCUGCUCUUGUCGCUCUCGUCUCUUUCUGCAAACGAUAUGCGCGUAGACUGAUAAUCCCUCUAUUGAUUUUCCCAAUCGAGUGAUGGAGGUGGUUUUGGAGGGGUUUGAUUGGUCAAUGCGAGGAGAGGCGUAUCGAUCCGUAAAACGGUAAAGCCGUUUUGAACAGUAGGCUACCAGCCAUCAUGGACGUUUUAUGAGAGGUAAAUGGUAAAUGGACUACAUUUAUACAACACCUUUCUAACAAGUGGCCACUCAAAGCGCUUUACAAUUAUUGCUUAACAUUCACCAUUUCACGUACACAUGAACACACCAACGGCGGAGUCAACCACGUAGUGCGACAGCCAGCUCGUCGGGAGCAGUCAGGGUGAGGUGUCUUGCUCAGGGACACCUCGAUACUAAGGAGCCGGGGAUCUAACCAGCAACUUUCCGGUUUGCCAGCCAACCCGCUCUACCUCCUGAGCCACAUGCCGCCCCUAGAAGUAACCAUCAUGGAUGUUUAAUAAGAGCCAUGCCAUGGCCCUGAGCCCCGUCCGCCUCUACCUCCAGACCCCCGCGGUAACCCGGGUCUACGUGACCGCCUGCGUCCUGACCACAGCGGCCGUGCAACUUGGUCUGAUCACUCCUCUCCAGCUCGCCUUCAACCCUCAGCUGGUCUUCAGGGAGUGGCAGAUCUGGCGUCUGAUAACAAACUUCUUGUUCUUCGGCUCUCUCAGCUUUGGCUUCUUGAUCAACAUCAUCUUUCUGUUCCGGUACUGCCGCCUGCUGGAAGAAGGCUGCUUCAGGCGCCGGACGGCUGACUUCGUCUUCCUCUUUCUGUUUGGCGGAGUCCUAAUGACCGUAAUGGGUGUGUUCACGGACCAGGUCUUUCUGGGCCAGUCCUUCCCCUCCAUGCUGGUCUACGUGUGGAGCCGGCGGAACCCGCUCCUGAAGAUCCACUUCCUGGGCUUCCUGUCCUUCCACGCCCGCUUCCUGCCCUGGGGGCUGGUUGCAUUUUCACUUAUGCUCGGCAACUCAAUCGUCGUUGAUGUUCUCGGGAUUAUGGUGGGUCAAACAUACUUCUAUCUGGAGGAUGUCCUACCAAACCAGCCGGGUGGAUGGAAGCUCCUCCGGACGCCACAUAUCCUACGGUGUGUGUUGGAUCACCAGGAGGGGGAGCCAUUAAUGCUGCGCUAGAGCUACGCUAGAAGUUCGCAGCACUAAAGCUACAGUCCCUGGGCUCAUGGACAGAGUGGGUCCACCCUCAAGUCCGACCAGCCUCUUUCCUUCAGUCCCACACAUUAACAGAAUAGCCUUACUGAAUCAAGCUUCCUUGUGCUCCGAUGGGACGGAAAUAGACCGGCCAAAUAACUGGUAUCUUAUGGAAGUACUCCAAGAAGCAUUGGAGGAGAGCGUCCACCAAAUAGCUUAGGAUGAUAUGAAUAUUAUCCAUAUUUAUUUAUGUCUCAAAUUAUGCAAAAACGGUGAAGCAUGAAGGUGAAACCUCUGCAAAUGACAUUUAAUAUCUAAAAACCUUUAAACCAUCUAUUAAAACAUUAGAUAUCUUUAUAGCAGAAAUAAAGCAUUAUACAUUUAACAGUCAUCAGUGGCCAACUAGGACCAUGACUAAAUGUUUUAAAGGACGAGGUCUGAAAGGUUUCAGCCUAGCGCUGGAAUCUGUGCCAGGUCUGCACUUUCCCUGUUGCCUUUGUGGAGAUCACAGAAUAGAAAGUGCUGAGAGAGAUAACCCACCUGCGACCUCAUGGCUGCAAACCAUCUGACCGUGGACUCAAAGACCAUCACAAUCAUUAUCAUUCAAUCAACACAUUCAUGUACCAGAUAUUGCAUGAACCGUGACAUUUGUCAGUUUUCUGAAGUGACUACUGUAAGAUUAAAGAACCAUAUUUCAAACAACAAA
Gadus morhua (Atlantic cod) is the source of this 1896-nucleotide messenger RNA. RefSeq names its product derlin-2. The record is from RefSeq and is a predicted model, not a curated record. The transcript has 7 exons. The coding region runs from base 495 to 1175 and encodes 226 amino acids. NCBI's taxonomy places the organism in Eukaryota, Metazoa, Chordata, Actinopteri, Gadiformes, Gadidae.